Messenger RNA from Phascolarctos cinereus (koala), 826 nucleotides. It is a transcript of the gene SOFU1, whose product is annotated as LLLL and CFNLAS motif containing 1. Gene Ontology annotation, biological process: fusion of sperm to egg plasma membrane involved in single fertilization. Lineage: Eukaryota; Metazoa; Chordata; Mammalia; Diprotodontia; Phascolarctidae. The record is from RefSeq and is a predicted model, not a curated record.
CACAGAUUCUUCAGACAGGAAAGUAAGGGUGUUGGGGAGGGGCAGGGGCAGGCCGCUGCUCCCUGAGCAGGUGGAGGCCCAUAGGCAGAGGGCCAGUAAAUGGGCAGAUGACUUCUUUGGUCCCCAAGCUCCACCAGGCAUUGCUCCUGGCUUGCCUCUUCCUGCUGCUGCUGCUGGUUCAAGGAGUGAAGCCACAGAGUGGGGACCCCAACGGGAAUGGGAGGAGCCAAAAAGAAAAGAAGGCCUCCCUGACAGGUGAGGGUGAAGAAGAGCUAGAGGAACAUUUUGUGGCUUCAUCAGUUGGAGAGAUGCUACAGUUGCUGACCAUGGAGCACUCACAAGAGGAAGAGGCAGAAGUAGAGGCGGAAGUGGAAGAGGGCACAGCUGUUCGGGACCGCCUCUUUGACCUGGCUUUUUGCUUCAACAUUGCCAGCAUCCUGGCUUUUUUAUGAGGGACAUGGAGGCAGGGGUCAUUGCCUGGUUUCUGGAUGAGGAACUGGACAUCUACCUCCGCUUCAUGAUUGCCUACUGAUUUCCCCUGACCCCGGGGUUAUCACUCCCCAAGGGACGUCUGCAUUGAUUCUUGCUAGCUCCCACCCUCUGCUUCUAAACCUUGGCCUCAGAUGGCACUUGGGAACUGGAAGGCACCUGUUUCUGAAACCACUGCCUGAUUUCUGCCACUAAGCCUCCUGGACAUCACCACCCUGGACCAGGGACACCAUAUCCCACUCCCCACUCUCUCUUCUCUGCCUUGUGAUACAGAUGCCCAGAGGGUUGGGGAUGGGGAGGGAAGCAGCAGCAACAGUAAUAAACCCCCCAAAACAAA